AACAUUUGCGUGAACACAUUCAACAGAUGCCAUUUAAGUGCUCAAUUUACAUUAGUUCUCAAUUUGUAUCCUUUGAUAAACUAGAACGACACCUGAUUUUUAUCUAUCGUGACAGCGUUGUAGACAAUAUGGCCACAGAUGAUAUAACGAAACAGGAAAAAGGUGUUACUUUUGAUGAGGAAAGUGAAGAUUAUCUUUUAUGUAAAGCAUUUGCUAAACUUUGUGAUUGGGAAUUCAUUGAGGAACAAAAGGCAUUUUAUGGACUUGAACAUCUUGAUAUUUAA
Funneliformis caledonium is the source of this 284-nucleotide messenger RNA. The record is from the annotation of a GenBank genome assembly. NCBI's taxonomy places the organism in Eukaryota, Fungi, Glomeromycota, Glomeromycetes, Glomerales, Glomeraceae.